Dalotia coriaria is the source of this 7712-nucleotide messenger RNA. Its product is annotated as tetratricopeptide repeat protein 28-like. Lineage: Eukaryota; Metazoa; Arthropoda; Insecta; Coleoptera; Staphylinidae. Gene Ontology annotation, molecular function: protein binding. The record is from RefSeq and is a predicted model, not a curated record.
CUCAAGAAGAGAGCGUGUGUUAAGAUGGCGAACACAUUCUCUCGACAAGACUUAAGUAAAACCACUAAAUCACAUAAAAUUCACGCGGUUAAUCAUCCUACAAUGUUUAAAAUCAUUAAUUUUAUAUUAAACUAAAUAAUAAUUAAUGUUUUGUGUGUGUGACUUAAGUGUAAGUGCGAUUUUGACGUGAAAAUGAAGAAAAUCAAGUGCAAACAGCGGUCAAUCAACUUAAGUCUAUGCAAUUAAAUAAUUUAUUUGUAAACAUUAAUUUUCUUCGACGAGUUGGCGGAAAAAUGUGUUUUAAUUAGUGUGAACUUGAUGCUUAAGCUCGAAGAAGUGACUUAAGUGCGUUUCGCUGCAUAAUUUAUGCAUGGAUUAGUUUAUGUGCACAAAAAUGUCACAUCGUGACUUCACUGAGGUGGAGCCGCAGGGGACGCCGGAGCUGCCGCCGAUCAACCGCAAAUUGUUUCUUGAGAAGGUACGACAGUCAAACGCAGCCUGUCAAAAUGGCGACUUCUCCACAGCAGUCGCCCUCUACACAGACGCUCUACAACUGGACCCAUCGAACCACAUCCUCUACUCCAACCGCUCAGCAGCCCGGCUAAAACAAGGCCUAUUCGCCCAAGCCCUUCAAGACGCCAUCGCCGCCAGAGACAUCUGCCCAACCUGGCCCAAAGCCUACUACCGUCAAGGCGUAGCCCUGCAAUGCCUAGACCGCCAUGGCGAGGCCCUCGCCGCCUUCUCUUCAGGCCUAGCUCAAGACCCAACCUCACAACAACUUCUAAGCUCACUUAUAGAAGCAUCACUAAAAUCCCCACUGAAACAUAACCUCGAACCCACAUUCCAACAACUCCAGCUGAUGAAACUGGACAAAAGCCCAUUCGUGCUCAUCUCUGUAGUGGGCCAGGAGUUACUAGCAGCAGGUAUCUAUCACUCCGCUAUAACAGUAUUAGAAAGCGCGUUGAAAAUCGGUUCCUGCAGUCUGAAACUCCGAGGAAGUGUCUUUAGUGCCCUGAGUUCAGCCCACUGGGCCCUGAAUGACCUUGACAAAGCAAUAGGGUACAUGCAGCAGGACCUGGCAAUCGCCAAGAGUCUCGGGGACACUUCAGGUGAAUGCCGCGCGCAUGGCAACCUAGGUUCAGCGUAUUUCAGUCAAGGAAGUCAUAAGGAAGCUUUGACAGCCCAUAGAUACCAGUUGGUAUUAGCAAUGAAGUGUAAGGAUACCCAGGCAGCUGCUUCUGCCCUAACCUCCCUGGGUCAUGUCUAUACUGCGAUUGGGGACUACCCUAACGCCCUGGCAUCACAUAAACAAUGUGUCCAGUUGGUUAAACAGAUCGGGGAUCGAUUACAGGAAGCCAGGGAGAUAGGGAAUGUAGGUGCGGUGUACCUGGCAAUGGGUGACUUUGACUCUGCUGUGGAUUGUCACACCCAACACCUGAGGAUCUCCAGGAGAUUGGGGAAUCAAGUGGAAGAGGCAAGAGCCUUUAGUAAUUUGGGUUCCAGUUAUCAUUACAGAAGGAACUUUGCUCAGGCGAUUGUAUACCAUGAGAAGGUCCUGAGGUUAGCGCAGAUCAUCGGGGAUAAAUCUGUGGAAGCCCGGGCGUAUGCAGGGUUGGGUCAUGCUUCCAGAUGUGGAGGGGAUAAUGUCCAGGCGAAACACUGGCAUGAAAGACAAUUGGACAUGGCCCUGAGUUCCAGGGAUAAAGUUGGAGAAGGUAGGGCAUGUUCCAAUCUAGGGAUUGUGUAUCAAUUGUUAGGAGAAUAUGAUGCUGCCCUGAAGUUACAUCAGGCACACCUUCAAGUUGCUAGGAGUUUACAGGACAGGGCUGGCAUGGGUCGGGCGUAUGGUAACAUAGGGAAUGCUUACUCAGCAGCAGGGUUCUAUGAAUCUGCUAUAAAGUAUCACAAACAGGAACUUCAGAUAUCCAAAGAGGUUCAUGACAGGACCUCGGAAGCAAGCACUCAUGGUAACCUCGCUGUGGCUUACCAGGCUAUAGGUGCGCAUGAUAUGGCCCUGUUACACUACAGAGCCCAUUUGGGGAUAGCCAGAGAAUUGAAAGACACAGCAGGUGAGGCUUGUGCCCUGUUAAACCUUGGUAAUUGUUUAUCAUCACGGAGUGAAUUUGGGGAAGCUAUACCCUAUUAUGAGCAGUACCUGAUGUUAUCCCAAGAGUUAUCUGAUGUUGAAGGUGAGGCCAAAGCUUGCCACUUCCUGGGAUAUGCCCAUUAUUGUAUUGGGAACUUCAGGGAAGCUGUGAGGUAUUAUGACCAAGAUUUGGCACUAGCCAAGGAUCUCCAGGAUAAAAUGAACAUGGGCCGAGCUUAUUGUAACCUAGGUUUAGCCCACUUAGCUUUAAACCAACUGGAUACAAGUCUGGAGUGUCAGAAAUACUUCCUGGCCAUAGCCCAUAUGACUAAUAAUCUUCAGGGACGAUUCAGGGCCCUGGGGAAUAUAGGUGAUGUGGUUCUGAAGAUGGGGGAUGUAGAUGAAGCGGUAAAGAUGUACCAUAGACAAUUAGCUUUGGCCCGGAACAACAGGGAUCGCAAUAUGGAAGCUGCCGCAUGUGGGGCCCUGGGAAGUGCGAAUAGAUUACUGAAAAGGUUUGAUAGCCUUGGGUAUCACACUCAGGAGUUGACCUUGAGGCAGGAGAUGUCUGAGUUGUUGGGGAGUUGUAGAGCUCAUGGUCAUCUGGGGUCUGUGCAUAUGUCCCUGGGGAAUUACACGCAUGCUGUGAAAUGUUACCAGGAACAACUGGAAAGAGCACAGGAGUUACAGGAUUCCACCAUGGAGGCACAAGCAUUUGGUAAUCUGGGUAUAGCCAGACUCAAUAUGGGUCAUUAUGAAGAUGCCAUAGGGUACCUGGAACAACAAUUAGGUACCCUGGAACAGAUAAACUCUGAAAUAGUCAUUCUAGACCGUGCCAGGGCUUUUGGUAGUUUAGGAGAUUGUUAUGAUGCAUUGGGAGACCCUGAAGAUGCUAUCAAAUGCCAUGAGCAGUACCUGAAUGUUGCUUCCAAGAUGAAAAGCCCAAAAGACCAGGAAAGGGCUUAUAGAUGCCUGGGGCAGUCCCAGAAGUGUCUGGGUAACCUACAACAGGCUCUGGUAUGUCUGGAGAAACGUUUGGUGGUAUCCCAUGAACUGGGCCUACCUGAAGCCAAAGCAGCAGCUUAUGGUGAGUUGGGACAACUACACUCUGCUCUGGGUAAUCUGGAACAAGCUAUCUCCUGUCUGGAACACCAGCAGACCAUUGCUGUGGAGUUGAAUGACAAGGUCACGGAAGCUGAUAGUCUCUCCAUGUUGGGUUGUGUAUACCAUCAAAUGGGUGACUAUAGCACCAGUCUAAAAUACCAUGAGAAAGACUUUGACAUUGCUGAGGAGCUGAACCUACCUUCAAAUCAAUCCAGGGCGUGUUCCAACCUAGGUAUGGUUUAUGAAUCCCUGGGAAACCUUGACAGGGCUAUCUACUACCAGGAACAGCACUUGGCAGUAGCAACCAAUAACAAUGACCAAUUGGGUAGGACCCUGGCGUUUAGUAGUCUGGGAAGAGUUCAUCAACUCCUGGGUAACAAAACACAGAGUAUAGCAUACCUUAAAGAGGGUCUUCAGAUUGCCGAGGCCCUGAACAGACACGAGGAAGAAUGUAAAAUCAGAAAUAGGUUGGGAAUAGCAUUAUGGUCUCAUGGUGACCUUGAAGGUGCGCAGAAACAACUGGAAGAUGCUUGUAUCCUUCUGGAGACCAUCAAAAGAGAUGCCAGGAAUAGUCACGCCAGUAAAAUGAUGAUCCAGGAGUUACAGAGUACCAGUUAUCAGGUACUCCAGAGGGUUUUAACAGAAUUGAACAAAACAGAAGAAGCCUUGGUGGUUGCCGAACGUUACAGACAGAAAACCACCCUGGAAAACUCCUCAGACCUGAAGAAAAAAAAACGUGAUGAAGAUCUGCACCCUACCAAUGUCCAACAGAUCCUGGACAUAGUAAACCGGCAACGGGCAAUGGUCCUCUACUUCUCCAUCGCUUCGGGGUACCUCUACGCAUGGUUAAUUGCUCCUACUAAGGGUAUCCUGAAAUUCCACGCCACACCUCUUCAGGAAGACAUACCAGGUCCUUCUGAGUUAGUUGAUGCUAAAUUUAAUUCAGGGCGUCUGGAAAGAUUGGUAUUAUCCGUGCGGGAUAGUCUGGGUGAGGAAUUAUCUCCCUGUUCAACCAUCACAGAAGACCAAUACAAUGAUGAUGCUAUGUCUGAUCGACCUGGGUUCCUACGAAUGGUCAACAGGUCUCACCUUCUGAAUAGUUCCAAUUAUUCAUUGAGUUCCCUGUUUUCCGUUGGUAGUGUUGGAGGUAGUGUUGCAUCCCUGCGAGGGUCAUCAAGAUCAAGUCAAGGAUCAACCCGGAUGAGGUCUUCGUGGUACCCUUGGAAAGGACCAUCGUGUUUCCACUCCCUGUAUACUUUAUUACUACAACCCUUCGAGGAGUACCUGAUGACCAGGAUAGAUGACAAGGAAAGCACCAAAAAAGAAUUGAUUUUGGUUCUGGAAGGUGACUUAUUCCUGGUACCCUUCCCUGUAUUGAGAUCCAGUCAGGAAAAUGCUGAGUAUUUAUGUGAGAGGUUCUCCCUGUUAAGCAUACCUAAUUUAGGCGCGUUAAACAGGAGAUCCAAUACAAAACCUAGACGGAAUCAAGGUCAAGGUCAAGAGGUACCAGCUCAAGGGACAGAAACAGUGAAGAGUUUAAUUGUGGGUAAUCCCAAGUUACCCACAGGGGUUCUAGAGCAAUGGGGGUGGAAGGAUAUACCUCAGGCUGAACAUGAAGCAACCAUGGUCGCUGAAUUACUCCAGACCCACGCCCUGGUCGGAAAUGACGCAACCAAACAUACCAUCAUGACCCAGUUACAGGAAGCUGAAUGUAUCCAUAUGGCAACCCAUGUUUCCUGGAAGCUGAGCUCGUUGGUCCUAAGUCCUGGUGAGGUCUUGGAGAGAACACCAACAAAGAGUAAGAUCUAUAUGACAGAUAUAGCUGAAGAGGAUGAUGAUGGUGAGGUGUCCACUUCUGCAGAGACACCCUCACCAGGUGAGUUCCUCUUAAGCGCAGCGGACAUCAGCAGUUUGAAGAUGCAAGCCAGAUUGGUGGUAGUCUCCUCAUCACAUACCAGGGACCAAGGUGGUUGGGCUAAUGCCCAAGGUGUAUCCACAUUGGUCAAAUCCCUUCUACAAGCUGGUACCCAAGCUGUUUUGGUUUCCCUAUGGCCCGUACCUGAUACCGCAACCAAAAUCUUACUCAGGGCUUUCUAUUCAUCACUUCUUCAGGGUACCCGUGCUGCCAGGGCCCUUUCGGAAGCAAUGCAAACCGUCCAACAUACAAAACACUUCGCACAUCCUGCGAAUUGGGCUGGGUUCCUCCUCGUGGGUUUUAAUGUUAGGUUGUCUAACAAAGUGGCCCUUAUGGGUCAAGCCCUAUGUGAAUUAUUGAAGGUACCCGAGAAGUGUAGAGAUGCCCUAAGGGUUACCCUGCAUUUAGUAGAGAAAAGUCUUCAGAGGAUACACAGAGGUCAAAAGAACGCGAUGUAUACAACCCAAAAGUCUAUCGAGAACAAAGUGGGUACCAUCAAUGGAUGGAAGGAGUUGUUGAUGUCUGUGGGCUUCCGGUUUGAACCUGCUUCAAAUGGGAUACCUUCAAGUGUGUUUUUUCCUCAGAGUGACCCAGAUGAGAGGUUAACUCAAUGCUCAGCCAGUCUUCAGGCCCUUUUAGGGUUAUCUGCUACCAGUCUCCAUGCCCUGUCAAAACUAACCUCAAAUUUCGAUGUGGCUGAUGAUAUCAUUGCUGUUAUCCAAAGUGCUUUGGGGCAAUUCAAUUCGAAGAACCUGGAUACUGAUACGGUUGAUAUAGGGUUGAACGUCAGAUUGUGGCAGGUCCCAGGUUGUCAUGAAUUACUAGCUUCUUUGGGUUUUGACCUCUGUGAUGUGGGUCAAGACAAGGUGACCCUUCGAACCUCAAAACAAUCAAACCGAAGGAAUAUUCAGUUUACCCUCCAGGCUUUACUAGCGUUGUUUGACACCCAGGAGGCCCCGAAGAGUCUAACCAUUGAUUCAUCCAGUAGUUUGGAAAGCCUACCAUCAGAUAAUGAGAUGUCUUAUUCAGAUACAGACAUACCACCUCCUCAAUGUGCAGCUGCAACGUUACCCUUGAGGGUACCACCAUUUUCCAGAGCGGUUUUACCUCGGAAGAAACUUGGAGGUGCGUUUACCAGUUAUGUCCGAAGACGAGGUGAGCCUGAUGGUAGGACAGCGAACCCACCAGAUACUAAAACCCUUCUAGGGUUGGACCUUCAAAGAAAACAAACCUUAGCACGACCUGGGGGUGGGGAGUCAGAUGCUGCAUUCACUCCAAGCCCACCUGUUGUUCUUCAGGGAGACGCCAUUGCUAUGGGGUUAGCUCACCAAACAAAGAUAAGGAGUCUAUACCCUCAAUCUGAAAAACAUGAAGGUCGUCGCCCUGACAGCUCCAGCUCCAGUUCUGUAACAGACUGGGAAAAUUCCGGGUUGAAUACGGUCCUACGAAGGUCACAACCACCCUUACCUCCACCUAGGAUCCCUAAGAAUCUCCUGGACAUGACCCCGUUGUAUAACAACCUACCUUCUGGUUUCUGUGAAAAUUCUUCAGAUUCUGAACUGGAGAAAAUGUUUUCUUCAACUCCCAACGUCCCGAAUCCAGUUGGGCUUACCAAAAUGCAGAGACCCAUGAAGAAACCCAGGAGUACCUGUACCCUGGACAGGCUUUCUGUUAGAACUGAAGGUGUACCUGCUCCUAACCCUUCACCUUCAAAACGAAACAUCCUAGCUUUAUCUGAAGAAAACUUAGCUGGUAAUGCCAAUGAAAGGUUAUUAUACUUCAGACCUAAUGGGGACGAUGAUGGUACUCAUGAUGACGUCAACGAAAGAGGAGGUGAGGUCAAAAAGGCCGAGGAAAGUAAAAAUCUUCAUGAUGCGAUUCUUGCUACGCAACUACGGCAUAUAAACCGGGAGAUGACACCUUCAAUAUCCGAGGUGUACCAUGAACGGAAUAUAGGGUUGGGUCUUGCCCCACCUUUGUCUAAAUUACUACUAAAUCAAGGACAAGUUGCAAUGCCCCAAGUGGAAUCAUCCCUGUUAGAUAAAAUCUCAUUAAAUUUAUUAGAAGAAGAAGAAACAGGGAGUAAUGGUAGUCAGGAAAGUAAAACAGGUGGUACGGUCCCCAAUACCACACCAGGUACCACCUCAACAUUAAAAACAAAGUCAAAACCAUGGUUGACUGAAAACCAAGGGUUACAACAGAUCCACAGCUCAGAUUUGACCACGGCGGAUAUCCUGGAAAGAGAGGUUAAGAACAAGAGUAAAGCUAUGACCAGGGAAGCAACCAGAAUGACCUUGGCCCAUCUCUCCGCCCCAAAAGUGAAACCCGACCAAGGUGACCUAAAAAGGGUCUCACCUUUUUCCGAAAUGUCACGCCGUGAUGAAGGCGACGGUCGCUCCAUAGCAGAUUCCAGUUGUUCCAGUUACAAAGGUACCCAAUUCAGAGGGUACCCUAAUGCUGGUACCUCAUCCACGGAUAAGACCCUUACCCGUUUGGGUAAAAACACUCUGGUACCACAUGUGCCUGUCCCGAUGGUACGACGUACAAAACCCAAUUGAUGUUAAUAUUAAGCAAUAUUUAUUAUACACAAUAUAUUUUUAUACAUUA